AUGAAGUUCCCAGCCAGAAAGCUCCUUCCCCUCCUUGUCUUUCUCCUCUCCAGCUUCUCCAUCUUCAGGCUCCUCAGGAUCGCAAUCACCACCACCACUUCUUCUUCUACUGUUACCCCUCCAUUGCUCCCUCUGCCUCCACCCAACCCAACGACCGGACCGGUCGCCACACGCCUCUCCAAGAAGGAGUUCAAGCUCCUAACCAGCCUCAUCAAGAGCAGAGCGCCCUGCAACCUGCUGAUUUUCGGCCUCGGAAAACAGCACCUGAAGCUCUCCUCCCUCAAUGCAGGGGGCAACACUCUGUUUCUGGAGGAUGACUCCAAAAAGAUCAGCGAGAUUCAAUCCGACAAAUCCAACGCCACCUGGAUCCACAAAGUUGACUACCCGCUACCAGCAAAGAAGGCUUACGAGCUGCUGAAGCAUGCCAGGGAGACUGCAGACUGCGGACCUGAUAAAGCCUCGAGCUUGCAGCUUCAGAAUUCGACCUGCAGGCUCGCGCUGAGGACUCUGCCGCGCCAGGUGUACGAGUACAAGUGGGACGUGGUGGUGGUGGACGGGCCCAGGGGCGACUCCCCUGACGCGCCAGGCAGGAUGUCGGCGAUCUACACAGCUGGGGUGUUGGCCAGAGCGUCGCCGAAUGUGACGCAUGUGGUGGUGCACGAUGUUCAUCGGACGAUUGAGAAGUGGUUCUCGUGGGAGUUCCUCUGCCAUGGCAACAUGGUGUCAUCGAAAGGCAAACUCUGGAGCUUCCGAAUUGGAGGAGAACCCAGGUCGGGGAGGUUCUGCCCCGAUUAA
Molecule: messenger RNA, 795 nt
Organism: Linum tenue
Lineage: Eukaryota; Viridiplantae; Streptophyta; Magnoliopsida; Malpighiales; Linaceae
Source: the annotation of a GenBank genome assembly